Candida dubliniensis CD36 is the source of this 2808-nucleotide messenger RNA. RefSeq names its product coatomer subunit gamma (gene SEC21). Gene Ontology annotation, molecular function: structural molecule activity. Gene Ontology annotation, cellular component: COPI vesicle coat; endoplasmic reticulum; endoplasmic reticulum-Golgi intermediate compartment. Bases 1 to 2808 code for a protein of 935 amino acids. Gene Ontology annotation, biological process: intracellular protein transport; intra-Golgi vesicle-mediated transport; endoplasmic reticulum to Golgi vesicle-mediated transport. The transcript has a single exon. The record is from RefSeq and is a predicted model, not a curated record. Lineage: Eukaryota; Fungi; Ascomycota; Pichiomycetes; Serinales; Debaryomycetaceae.
AUGUCCACUCUGUCGUACAAAAAACAGGAUGCUUAUUCAAGCAAUGUUGGAAUUCCUGAUAAAAUGGCAGUUUUCCAGGAAUGUCUUCAACAAUUUAAUGCUUCUCCGGUUAAUGCAAAAAAAUGUCGACAACUAUUAGCCAAAUUAUUGAGAUUGAUUUAUAACGGUGAAUCAUUUCCAGCACAAGAGUCAACAACCUUGUUUUUUUCUAUUUCAAAAUUGUUUCAACAUAAAGAUCUGUCUUUGAGACAAUUAGUGUAUUUGACUAUAAAGGAAUUGUCGUCAACAUCAGAUGAUAUAUUGAUGGUGACUUCUUCAAUCAUGAAAGACAUUCAAGGAAAUGAUGCUGUUUACAAGCCAAAUGCCAUUAGAACUUUAUCAAAAGUUUUAGACCCAACUACUGUAAAUGCAGCUGAAAGGUUGUUCAAGAAUGCAAUAGUUGAUAAAAACCCCGUUAUUUCUUCUGCAGCCUUGAUUUCAUCUUAUAACUUGUUACCACACGCUAAAGAAGUUGUUAAAAGAUUUACCAACGAAACUUUGGAAACCAUUCAAUCAUACAAGCUGUUCCCACCAACCCAAUUCCAGUUACAUGAAUACUACGGGAGCUCCACUUCAAACUUACCAUCAACUAGUUACAUGUAUCAAUAUCAUGCUUUGGGAUUGAUCUAUCAGUUGAAAAACCACGAUAAAAUGGCCUUGAUGAAAUUGAUCAGCUCUUUGUCCGAAGGAUCGUCCUUGAAGAACUCUUUGUCAAUAAUUCAAUUGAUUAGAUACAUUAACAAGAUUUUGAAUGAUGAUCAAUCGUUAAUUUCUCACUUGUAUCCGAUUUUAGCAGGAUUUUUGAAACACAAGUCUGACAUGGUUGAAUUAGAAGCAUGUAAAACUUUGAUCAACUUGCAGCACUUGAUCAAGGAUGAUCAAUUCAUGCAAAUUGUCACCACUUUACAAAAAUUAUUGGGUGUUCCAAGAACAGCAACCAGAUUUGCUGCCAUUAGAUUAAUCAACAAGAUUUCUAUCAAACACCCAGAAAAAAUUAUCGUUGUUAACUUGGAAUUGGAAGGCUUGAUUAAUGAUACCAAUAGAUCCAUUUCUACGUUGGCAAUAACCACGUUGUUGAAAACCAUGGGUGCUGGUACUGUCGAUACUGGAUCUACAGGUGGUGAAAGUGUUGAUAGAUUAAUCACUAAAAUGACAUCAUUAAUGGAUGAAAUAACCGAGGAUUUCAAAAUUGUUAUUAUUGAAGCGAUUGAAAACUUGGCAUUAAAAUUCCCUGCCAAACACAAGAAAUUAGUGUCAUUUUUAACUGAUUUAUUAAGAGAUGAUGGAACAUUAGAAUUGAAAAGCAGCAUUGUUGAUGCAUUAUUUGAUUUGAUUAAAUUUUUGCCCGAUACAGGUGCCAAGCAAUUGAUAUUAAUGAAUUUGUGUGAGUUUAUUGAGGAUUGUGAAUUUACAGAAUUAUCAGUUCGUAUUUUGCACUUGUUGGGUGAUGAAGGUCCACAUACUUCAAACCCUUCAUACUAUAUCAGACACAUUUACAACAGAUUGGUUUUGGAGAAUUCCAUUGUCAGAUCUUCAGCGGUUAUUGCCUUGGCUAAAUUUGCUGCAGUUUGUGGUGGCGAUGUAUCAAAAAAUAUUGUUAUUUUAUUGGAAAGAUGUUUGAAUGAUGUUGAUGACGAAGUAAGAGACAGAGCUGCUAUUUCCUUGAACUUUAUCAACAAUGGUAAGAAGAAUUUGAUUGUCAGUGAUUCAAGAUAUGAUUUGAAUGCCUUGGAAAGCAAAUUAGUCCAUUAUUUGAACAAUGAGGAGAACUUUUCUGUUAAAUUCGAUAUUUCAGAAAUUAGAGUUAUUUCUAGUGAAGAGUUGAAAUCAAUUGAGUAUGACAGAAAGAUUAGCAAAUUGGAAAGUUCCAAUGUUGAAAAUAACGAUGCUCCUGAAGUUGAAGAACAGAAGGGUGCUAAAAUCGAAUCAGCUGGUGAUGGUGUUGCUAAUGACUUAUUGAAACAACAAGAAUACGCUCAAGAACUAGCUGCUAUUGCCGAAUUCGAAUCCUAUGGGAAAUUAACCAAGUCAACAUCUGUUCCUAUAUAUUUGACUGACAAAGAAAACGAAAUUGUUGUUAGUGUAGUCAAACAUUUAUUUGCCGAAUCUCAGAAAUUGGUGUUGCAAUACAAUAUCAACAACACAUUACCACACACUGUUUUACAAGACAUUUCUGUCAUUGCUCAACCAGAUAACGAAUUAUACCAAGAAGAUUUUAUUGUGCCAUUAGCAGAAUUAAAACCAGAUCAAACUGGUAUUGUUUACGUUUCAUUUUCAGCUCCAGGUAUACAAGAUGAAGAAUUGCUUUCGGCAUUUGGUAACACUGUUGCUUACACUAACAAAGAUUUGGAUGACGAAGGUAACGUUGAUCCAACAGACGAUGGAUGGUCUGAUGAAUACCAAAUUGAUGAUUUGGAAUUGUUGGCUGGUGAUUUCAUUAUUCCAUUAUACAAUUCUAAUUUCACAUCUAUUUUCGAUCAAUUACCUAAUCAAGAUUCUGGUGUCGUGAAUAUUAGCAAUGUUGAUACUAUCGAGAAUGCUGUCAAUAAAGUAAAGACGGCAUUGAAUAUGAUGCCAUUGGAUGGGUCUGAUUAUGUUCCAAGUGACAUAACCUCGCACACAUUGAAAUUAUUGGGUAAAGAUGUUUGGGGAGGAAAAGUUGGUGCUUCCAUUAGAUUGGCUUCCACUGGUGGUAAAAUUGUUGCUAAAGUAGAAGCAAAAACUGACACAGAAAACUUUGCAAAUGUUGUCAUCAGUAGUGUAUAUUAG